Trifolium pratense (red clover) is the source of this 1205-nucleotide messenger RNA. RefSeq names its product delta(3,5)-Delta(2,4)-dienoyl-CoA isomerase, peroxisomal. Gene Ontology annotation, cellular component: peroxisome. Gene Ontology annotation, molecular function: delta(3,5)-delta(2,4)-dienoyl-CoA isomerase activity. The record is from RefSeq and is a predicted model, not a curated record. Lineage: Eukaryota; Viridiplantae; Streptophyta; Magnoliopsida; Fabales; Fabaceae. The coding region runs from base 103 to 810 and encodes 235 amino acids. The transcript is spliced from 2 exons.
UUUUAUUAAUUUUGUCUAUAGUUUUUGUUUUUGUUAUUACUUAAAAAAAACAAUAACCAUAAUUUAGCAGCCAGAGCCAGCAGAUUUGUUUGGCUAAGGAGAAUGGAAGAGAAAUACAAAACCCUAGAAAUUGUAGAGAAAACCCCAAAAUCCUCCUCCUCCUCCGGUGUGUUGUAUCUUAACCUGAAUCGGCCUGCACAGCGCAACGCUCUGACGUAUGAUUUCUUCUGUGAAUUCCCGAAAGCACUGUAUGCACUAGAUAAUAACCCCAAUGUCAAGGUUAUCGUUUUGUCCGGUGCGGGAAGCCACUUCUGCUCCGGCAUCGACCUUUCCCUUUUGAAAUCUACAGUAGGCGAUUCAAAUUCUGUGUCUGGGGAGAGUCUUCGUCGACAGAUCAUGGCGAUGCAAGAUUCGGUGACAGCCCUGGAACGAUGCCGUAAACCUGUGAUUGCAAGUAUACACGGAGGUUGCAUCGGCGGUGGUAUUGAUAUCAUAACUGCGUGUGACAUAAGGGUUUGUACGGAGGAGGCAUUUUUCUCGGUGAAAGAGGUGGAUUUGGCCUUGGCAGCUGAUCUUGGAACACUUCAGAGGCUACCCGGCAUUGUUGGUUACGGCAACGCCAUGGAAUUGGCUUUGACUGCUCGAAGGUUCUCAGGUUUGGAGGCUAAGGAGUUGGGUCUCGUUUCUCGCGUUUUCCAUUCCAAACAUGAUCUGGAUGAAGGCGUCAGGGAUCUUGCUCAGGGUUGUGGAGGAAUUGGAGAGGGGUCUGUUGUGGCCUUUACUGCUUUCCUCUUUGUACAUAUGGCCUAGCCUCCUUGUAUUAUAUCUAUAGUACUUCUUGUACCAGCAAUGACUUGAAACUAAUUUUUUCACUUUGAUUUGCAUUCCUGGGUUCUCUAUCGAACACCACAACAAGAUACCAAAUGUGUUUUCUUCGUUUUCAUUUCACACGAGCUAUUAGUAACGUGAAACGAACCGACACAAAUCUUCGACAUUCUGCUGCACAACCUUCAAACAAUACGCACCAAGAAGAAAUUAAAUUUAGGGUUCAAACUCUACCCACGAAAUUAGAGGAAGUGAGUUAAACAUGGAAGCAACCCAUUAAAAUUGUUCAAUUUGAUAGAGUACCAAAUUAAUUUGGAAGAAGAAUAUGAGAAUCUGAGAUGAGAUGAGAAGAAGAUGUUGAAUCUCUGAGAUUUAUUUUU